GCCUUAGUGCCGGUGUGCUAGGCGUUCAAAACGUUGAUCGAGGCUGCCGAAGGUGCAGAGGAGUCCGAGGACAGACAAGUAAGUUUGAUAUCCCGGUGCGCGUUUCUGACCACCGUCUUGAUUCAGCACGCCCGAGCGAUCGGUCCCCUCGCCCAGGUGCAGAAGCCCAUGAAAGAAUUCGUCGCCACGACCAACAAGCUUGCGGCGUUGGCCAAGGGUGGCAAACGCAGGGCAUCUUCUGGCCACCACGCCGACCUGAGCGCUCUCAUGGACUACGAGGAGGGUUUGCGCAGCAUCAGCAACGACAUCGCCUCGGUGGACCGGCUGGAUCAUCACCAGCUUCUGUUGGCGAUGCUUCGCCAAUUGUGCCCUCCAACGUCGCCGGAUAUGGCCGCAGUACCUCGAGGCGCGAUCUCCCUGACAGAUGCCCACGUCGCGCAGCCUUCGUAGCUCAGGAGAUCCAUUGGCUACCUCACGAACACUGCUCUGGGCGACGCGCCCUGAAAAGUGCUGGGUCUUGAGCCCCUUGAUGCGACCCAGGCGUUCAACGACCGGGGUUGGCGUGGUUGACGAAACGUUCCCUUCAGUUGUAGAUCCGCGUUGGCGGGGGUAUUCACACAACCUUCGUGUGACGCCGUCUUCGACUUCCUGCCAGGCCAAGUACACGCGGAGGCAGAUACUCUGUAUGAGCGGGCGGCAGAGGUAUGGGAACAAGCUCUCAGUUCUGAUCACCCUACUGUGGCAACCGUUCUUCACGACCAAGGGGAGGUGUUGAGCAUGCAGGUGAUGGCCCUUCGAAUUUUCCAGGGAUUCUCGUAAAAGCACAUCGUUGCCGUGGAUCGUUCGCGUACUUCCUGGUGGAUCGUUCUCUCACAAUAUCCGACUUCUUGGUAUGCAGGACAACUAUGUUGCGGCCGAAUCACUCCAUGAGCGGGCACAAGCCAUACAAGAAAAUGCGCCAGGUCCGGAGCAUGCUGAUGUGGCUUCAACGCUCAACGAUCGGGCAGGAGUGUUGAAGAGCUUGGUGAGAGCCAAACGAUUCUUGUAGAUGCUUCUAUGGGCCUGUUUAUUAUUUUUCAUUUUGUAACUUGUUCUAAGUUCAAAAACGCUGUGAAACCUGCUCUCUCCAGGCGCAGAUUUUUUUUUUUUUUAAUUCUUUUCACACCAAUUUGCUCUGUAUUAACUAUCGUUGUCUCACGUUCCGAUGAAACUCAAAGACUAAAACGCGAAUGGGACAAUGAAGGACCAGCAGACCAUCGCAUCGCUCCGCAGCUCUAGAUGCAAUAUUUUGUGAAACCGAAGUCUUCGCCAUGCAGUUCAUUCCAUACCAUGGCAAGUAUGCCGAGGCCUUGCCACUGUAUGAGCGGUCACGAGCCACACAAGAAAGCAUGGAGUGCCGUAGGCGUUAUUCAACUGAGCGAGGUAUGGUUAAAGUUUCUCCCGAGGCGUAGUCCCCACUUUGACAGAAAUAUGCAUGGAAAUCCGCUACGCUACAUUCGUCGGUAUGCCAGGGCAAGUACGCGGAGGCAGAGCCUUUGUACUAGCGGGCGACGGAGAUUUGGGAGAAAGCUGUCGGUCCUGAUCACCCAACUGUGGGAACCGUCCUCCGCAAUCGGGCGUCACUAUUGACUACACAGGGAAAGUACACUGAGGCGCUGCCUUUGUUCGAACGAGCCCUGGCCAUCAGAGAAAGUGCUCUGAGGGUGGACCGUCAGGACACUAUCGCGUGCCGUGCGUCUUUGGCAGUCUUGUACACGAAGCAGGGGUUGUUCGACAAGGCCUCUCCUCUGUUUGAAGAGGUCGCAUGUUCGUUGGAGUGUGCCCUAGGGCCUGAUCAUCAGGAUUUUGCGAGAGCGCUCAACAACCGGGCCUCGUCGUUGAGAUUGCA
This is a messenger RNA of Ectocarpus sp. CCAP 1310/34, 1888 nucleotides long. The record is from the annotation of a GenBank genome assembly. Lineage: Eukaryota; Phaeophyceae; Ectocarpales; Ectocarpaceae.